AUGUUCCACUCAGACAUCUUCGAGCGUGACGUCCAGGACCCUUGCAGCUACGCUUGCGACUCUGCCGACGCACCCGUGCACCUCCAGCCCUACGACCCUCAGCCCUACGAGUCCCAGCCCUAUCCCUAUCCCUAUCCCGGUGUAAAUCCCAAUGUAAAUCCCGGUGUAAAUCCCAAUUUGAAUUCCCUAUCCCUAUCCCAGUCACACCCGUCUCUUUCUCCGCAGCCCCACUCGCCAGCGCCCAGACGUUGCCGCACAAACAGCUCCACGCUGAUCCUGCGCCUGUCCCGCCAGAGCUCACGUGCCGAGCUCGGCGCUUCGGACCUUCCUGCGCUGCUGGCCAGCCCAGGAUUUACGUCGCCAGCCGCACCGACCCCGCCACCGUCUGCAUUCCGUGACCCCGCAUUGCGCGACCCAGCGUGUCCAGACGUUCCAGAACACGGUCUGGCUCGCUCACUCUCGCUUUCCACGACUCCCCUGUUCACCACCAGCUCCAACACCUGCUCGGCAAUCCCCACCCAUCUGUAUGGUCUAGAGAAAUACGUCGAUUCCCACCUGGUCGAUGCGUUCCAAGGGUCGCCCCAGUCUGAUGAUGCUGAAAGCUUUGCCUCUGACGAUGACGAUAGUGACGACGAUCAAUUGACUAUCGGCCACGUGGCUCGUGACACGCUGACCAAACGUUGUUCAGUGCCGGUGUCGCCUAUUUCUCCUGCAAGUCCCAAGAAUUCAGCCAGGCAUUUUAUUUCCAAGAAAUUCUGGCUCAAUUCUUUGAACUUCAACCACCAUCAUGGGAGUGGGAGUGGGAGUGGGAGUGUAAGUACAAGUGCAAGUGCAAGUGCAAGUGCAGCCACGAAUGCAGACCCAAGUGCCAGCCCAAGCGCGCAUGCGUUUUCUAUAGAUUCGAAAAAAAACAUUCCCAAGAAACCAUUGACUCCCAAGAGAAACUCAGUAAUAAAACUCUCCUUAUCCAAAUCGUUUGCCUAA
This is a messenger RNA of Henningerozyma blattae CBS 6284, 984 nucleotides long. RefSeq names its product Isf1p (gene ISF1). The record is from RefSeq and is a predicted model, not a curated record. The transcript has a single exon. The coding region runs from base 1 to 984 and encodes 327 amino acids. Lineage: Eukaryota; Fungi; Ascomycota; Saccharomycetes; Saccharomycetales; Saccharomycetaceae.